AUGGGGGAAUCUGCUGGCAAAAUUGCCCUUAUGGGCUGCGGCCUUGUUUGCCUGGGGCUGCUUAUUUUCGUCAUCGUUAUGCUGGCGUCAAUCAAGGUGGUCAAUGAUCGGCAGCAGAUCCUGUACAUCUUUCCGACAACGAAAGAGGUGAAGAACGGCCCUUUCACUGAGAUCGUCUGGCCUCACAUAACUCACGAAAUGAGAGAAGCUGUUCAAAUCUCAACAAGUGAGUUUGCGGUUCUCAAGCAUGAACGAACACAAGAGCUUCGUCACGUACCUGGUCCCGAGUUCGUCUUCAUGGGGGCCUAUGAGUCAUUAGAGGCAGUGAGGUCAAAGACGGUCUUGCAGAAGCAAGAGUACAUUCGCCUCGUCGACAAGAUGACCGGGGAGGAACGCGUCGUGCAGGGUGCCACCACCUUGGUUCCACGGCCGCUGGAAGAGGCACCUGCGGGUGUGGAGACAGCGAUUGUCAUCGGAGCACAGAAUGCGGUCCUUGUGUACAACAAGACAUCAGGCAUUAAAAGUUUGAUGCGCGAGGCCGGUGCUUUUGUUCCAGCACCCUACGAAGAGAUCCUCAGCGAGCAGCAGGCCGUUCUUCUCGAGCCCCUGGAGUAUGCUGUUGUCAAGGACCUGCUGACUGGCGAGGCACGGAAUGAAGUUGGGCCACAGCUGCUGCAAGCUGGUGCAUAUGAGAGCAUCCUGGAGACCAAGCGAAAGCUUGUUCUGGAGAAGGACGAGUACAUCCAGUUCUUGGAUAAGAAGACGGGCAUGGAGCGGGUCCUGCGAGGCCCGGACCAAGUGGUGCCAGAACCUAAUGAAGAAGCCGCGGAUGGUGUCCAGAAGGCUGUAUUCCUUACGGACCAGCAGGCGGUGGUGGUCCUCAACAGGACUUCUGGACAAAGGCGGCUUGAAACCACCAACGGAGUGUUCUUUCCGGAAGCUUAUGAGAAGGUCCUGGAGGUGAGAACAAAGUACGUGGUGUUGAACAAUCAGGCUGCCGUGACCCGAGAUGUCCUGGGUGCCUUGACAAUGAUCAGCGGAGCCAGUGGAAGUACAGCCUUCUUUUUGCAGCCCUACGAGGAACUAGUGGAGAUGCAGUGGUCUGUCUACGACAGCCCUGAUCUGCAGGACCCAGUUCCGAAGGCAGCGGUGUCCAUGAUUGAUCUCCGAGCACAGAAGAUGUUCUUCAACGUUGAAGUACGCACCAGCGACAAUGUGAAGAUGAGACUGGAGGGUACCAUUUUCUGGCAGGUGAAGGAUGUUCUCACCAUGAUUGCAAUGACAGCUGAUCCUGCGGGUGACGUUUCGCAACGAGCACGAAGCGGACUAGUUUCAGCCGUGAGCCAGAACACCUUUUCAGUCUUCAUGAGUCAGUUCAACAAUAUUACUGCGCAGGCCUAUGCUCAACAAGCAGCAGAUGGCUUCUACAGCUCCCGCGGUGUGGAGUUGCAAAGCAUGGAGAUGACCCGGUACGACAUGGUAGACCAGGAGACGGCUGACAUUCUGCAGCUCAUCAUCCAGGAGUCGACCAACCGCAUCAACCGCCUGCAGCAGCAAGAAAGCGAGAAUGAUGUCUUGGCCGCGAAGCUCGUGGCCGACAUUCAGCUAGAGCAACAGCGCACGGACUUCAUCAGGACACAGGCAAACAACCAGAGGCUGGCAGCUCUUUUAGAAGGUCAAGCUCAAGGUACUGAGCUUGUGGAAAGCGCAGCAGCUUUCAUCGAUGGGCUGAAUGAGACGGUGCCAGAUGUGGCAGACCGCACGGAAUUGUACAGGAUGCAUCAGCUCCUCGAUGCACGGAACACCGACACACACAAUCUCGCCUCUGGCCAGGCCCAGCUCUUCUUGACGCCUUCAAAUCUCAAUCUUCAGCUGAGAAUGGCAAACGACGAGCUGUGA
This is a messenger RNA of Symbiodinium natans, 1899 nucleotides long. The record is from the annotation of a GenBank genome assembly. Lineage: Eukaryota; Dinophyceae; Suessiales; Symbiodiniaceae.